Messenger RNA from Pelodiscus sinensis (Chinese soft-shelled turtle), 2768 nucleotides. It is a transcript of the gene UBOX5, whose product is annotated as U-box domain containing 5. Gene Ontology annotation, biological process: protein polyubiquitination. Gene Ontology annotation, cellular component: nucleus. The record is from RefSeq and is a predicted model, not a curated record. NCBI's taxonomy places the organism in Eukaryota, Metazoa, Chordata, Testudines, Trionychidae. Gene Ontology annotation, molecular function: ubiquitin protein ligase binding; ubiquitin-ubiquitin ligase activity.
CCAGAAUGUUCCUUAUGCCUCCCAGUAAGGGAAGAGAAUCCUAAGCUACAUCUCUUGUCUGUGGCUAUGAGCUCUGCCUCUGUUGGGACCACAGAUUCUUGAGAAUUACCAUGAGAUACACUAUGAGAGCUGUACGCAUUGUCCUUCCGUACCUGAUGUUCCAAAAGCAGAAGAGACCGUAGUGAUCAUCUAGUCUGUCCUCCUGCAUGACGUAAGCCAGAAAAUUUCCCCCAAAUAAUUCCUAGAGCAGAUCUUUUAGAAAAACAUCCAAUCUUGAUUUAACAAUUGCCUGUGAUGAAGAAUCCACCAUGACUUUGGCAACGUGAUCUCUUUCUCCCUGAUGAGAUUUCAAAGUGAUUGAGACACUCAUCAGCGAGGAGCAACAGAAACAGAGGCAGUUUUACCAGUUGCUUCUGAUGCGUGGAAGUUGAGCCCUCAAACUGCAAAGAUGGUGAUAAACGUCUGCCUCCCACAGUUCAAGCCAAGAAUUCACUGCAACAAGAUUUCCGCGGAUGGGUACGAAGUUGAGAACCUCAUCUGUGACGACCUUGCAAAGAGAAACCGUGGCUUUCGCAGUGAAUAUUUCAUCAAGCCCCCGGUCCACAUUACUCUGUCCUUUCCCUUCAACCUAGAAAUCUGCAGGAUUAACAUAGACAUUUCAUCAGGCGGGUAUCAGAAUUUCACAGGGCUGGACAUUUACACGUCUACCUCAUUGAACAAAAGUUCUUGGAACAACCCCGAGUCUCAGUUCUCGGUUCUGACUGGUCAGCCUGUGUCAGACAAAGACGUUUUCACGCUCGUGGGCAAAGCCGUUCUAAAAAAUCAAAGCAAAGUGACGUUCAGCCACAGGGGCUUCAAACCAAGGCCUCCUUUCCAUCAGAUGGAAGCGGCCUUCUACCCUGGGUCUGCCUCUCAAGACCUAUGGAAUAAAGGCCCUGCCUCACUAAGCAAUGUAUCGCACUUAAAAAUUUGCAUCUCCCACGUGGCGGGAGGUGGCCUCCCUUGCAUUAAAAGACUGGAGGUCUGGGGGCAGCCAGCCAAGUCGUGCCCACAAGAAGUAGUGGACAGUGUGUUCCACGUGGCCGCCGAGUGCCUGGCUCAGAGCUUGGGCAUCCAAAGCGCCGGUUUCACGUUGCCCAUGGAAAGCGAGUGUGUUCCCUUAGGCAACUCCGACAACGAGCAGCCGAGUCUCCAGAAGCUGGUUGAAGUGGUCCAGGAUAUCCCUGAAGAGUUCUUGGACCCUAUCACUCUGGAGAUUAUGCCCUUCCCGAUGUUGCUGCCCUCCGGCAAGGUGAUCGACCAGAGCACCCUGGAGAAGUGCAACCGGAGCGAGGCUUCCUGGGGUCGGGUACCCAGUGAUCCGUUCACUGGCGUUGCCUUUAGCCAGCACUCCCAGCCCCUUCCACACCCCUCGCUAAAGGCACGAAUAGACCACUUCCUAUUGCAGCACAGCAUCCCGGGCACCAACCUCCUCGGGAGGGCGCAGGCCUCAGGGGUGCUCACACCUUCUUCCAUAACCAUGUCCUCUCUGAAAAGGAAACUGGACUGCAUGGAGCAAAGCCCUGAGCACAGCAACCGCGUAGAACCCUCCUAUUUUUCUACCACAAACUUUCUAGCUCUGUCUACCUCAGAAAGCAGUGCUAAAAAAGUGAAAACUGAGAGCGACUUCCAUUUGGCUCAAAUGGACUGCUCGACAGGUCCAGUGUCUCAUGAGCAGAAGCUGUCGGAAAGCUUGGACCUUGCCUUGACCUCCGCGCUCAGCUCUAUGCCAUCUUUUACAGCAAGGCUGACAAAGGGCCAGCUGCCGGCACACAGCGAGGGGGGCUGCAGCAGUUCGUGGAAUGCCAAUGCCCUCGCUGAGCACAAUAGCAGCCCAGCUCAAGGAUGUGCUUCCUGUAAUAGAACAUUUUCUUCUUAUUUCAAAACGGAGCCUGUUUACCAGCUGCCGUGUGGCCACCUCCUGUGCCGCCCUUGCUUGGCCGAAAAGCAGAAGUCUUUAUCGAUCCUGUGCAUGAAUUGUAAAAGGUCAGUCUCUGCUCAUGAUGUGCUGCGGGUCCACUUCUAACUUCCUGCCGGCGGCUUUUGAAAUGGCUGGCUGAAAGGCCCCAGGGGCAGCUGGAGCCAUCCCUGUGCUCCUUGCCUGCAUUGAAUAGUAUCAGGAUGCAGUCCUUUAAGGAGCUUGCCGGAGGAGCGCACGUAAUUCUGAAGAGGACUUGUCGUCUUAUGCUUACAAAGCAGCAGGGAGGUUAGAGCACCGCCCCAGAGCAAAGCGUUACAAGGAUAAUAAAGCCAUACGCUUCUUUAACAAGGAAAAUGUAUUUAUAUGAAACUGACAUCCCUCCAGUCACGCCCCUUCACUCCACCAUUCCAGUGGCUCAGUGGUUAGCAUAGGUGCCUUUGGAACCGUGAGUUUAGCUUCCCUGUCAUUUGAAACCAUUUCAGUAUCUGACAAGCGGCCGUUCAGUCAUGGGCCCUGUGAAGUCCUUGUGAUGGAAUCCAUGCAAGCUACCCAACUUCUCCCAUUUACUGACCCUAUUCCCUGCAAUUUCCCAGCGGGGCUAAGAGCACAUAAGUCAUCUGUUCUGAAGACUAGUCUGUAAUGGAAAGGGGCUGGAGUUAGUACAUGAGUAACUCUGACAAUUAUCUCCUUCUGCUCAUACAAACUGUAGAAAAGCCAUUUUGCAUCACACUCUGUUCGUCAUGUGACCGGACCAGCUCCCGUCUGGCUGAUAGACAUGUAAGCCUUAAUAAAACUACGGUUAAAGUCA